AUGUCGACAGAGGGCUCCACUCCGCUGGGGGUGCAGCAGCAGCAGCAUACUCUGAUUACCAGCAGUAGCAGUCAGCCAGGAGUAGGAGGAGGUGUAGGAGGAGAGCCCUCUCUGCCUGGCACAGAGGAGGUGGGGGGCACCUCAACCCGUACCAUCCCCACCGCCUGUGUCAGGCCCACGCACCCCCUACGGAGCUUCGCCAACCCCCUCCUGCCACCACCCAUGGGCACCAUCGACCCCAAGGUCUACACACCCAUGAUGCCACAUUCAAGUGAGUUGGGAACUAGGUUUCUGCUUCAUAUUUCUGCUAGCAGUACUGUACUGUCUGGUUGUGUGGUCUGAAAGGUAAGGCUGCUAGCUGCUAGCUGUGUUGUACAUUAACCUGAGGGGGUAGAACCAUCCAGUCUGAUCUUGUUUUAGUACACUUCUUCUCACACACACACACACACUUCUCUCUCCACCACAGCCUUAAUGUCCUGCAGCCCUGUGAGCAGACAGACUUAAUCUAUGAUCCUUCCCACCCUGCUUACCAAAAAUACUGUGUGUGUGUGUGUGUGUGUGUGUGUGUGUGUGUGUGUGUGUGCGUGUGUGUGUGUAUGUGUGUGUGUGUGUGUAUGUGGUGUAGGUUGGUGUAUUUCCGUUAUUUUCCUGUAUGCUAUCCUGUGGCUGAGAUUACCAUUGAUUUUCAGAUCCUGCGCACCCUUUAUGCUAUAGGCUGCAGGCAGAGUAACACCACUCACACACCUUCUCUUGCAGGCAGGAAUAGCUCUCUCUCUCUCUCUCUCUCUCUCUCUCUCUCUCUCUCUCUCCUCUCUCUCUCUCUCUCUCUCUCUCUCUCUUCUCUCUCUCUCUCUCUCUCUCUCUCUUCUCUCUGUCUCUGUCUCUCUCUCUCUCUCUCUCUCUCUCUCUCUCUCUCUCUCUCUCUCCGCCCUACUGGUAUCUAAAUCUCGGGAUCUAUCCUCUUUCCUCUCCCCUUCCUCCUCCUCCUCCUCCUCCUCUUCCUCCUCCUCUCUCUACUUCUCUACUGUCCUCCUCCUCCUCCUCAAGCCAUGGAUAUACAUAUCUUCUGACAGAUGCUCCAGACAGCGUUUUCAACGCUAGUCAUAAUUUCAUUGUUUUUUCUUAAACCUUUGUGCCAGUAGUGUCCCUUUUAUUCUGCUGGCAGAGCUGAUGAGUAUGAAGGAUAAAGGAUGCUGGACGGAAGGGUCACCUGAGCUCUACUCUCUUCACAACCUGAAAAUGAGACGCAACCUCACCUCACUAAAAACAGAGCGCAGAGGGUUUAUAAUCAAAGAGUUAUUAGAUUUCAGACUGAAGAACAUUGGUCCUGACCUGACUAAAUGUUUGAGUGUGACAUUUUAUGUCUGUAGACAAUAAAGGAUUUUUGUGUUCAGUUAGUUGUGUGUGGCCCAGAGGGGCAACGACUUUUAAGUAGAGGAAUACUAAACUGGAUUAAAUCCUAUGCCGACUCUUUCCUGACUGUAAAUCGCUCAUCUACUGAAUUAAAUGACAGAGAAUGAAGGUGAAGAACACAAUGUCAAAAUCUCAGCCUCCUCCUGGGUGAUUUCUAAGAAGGGAAAUAGCUCUGCUCAUUUAGCCAUUGUAGCCUGUAAAAGGCUGAAAGUGGAGAGCAUUUAUCUGUCUGAGUCUUUAAUGUAUUUGCUUUCACACUUGAAUGGCUUUAAGCUCAUUUUUUGGAGGAAAUCUCUCCAACUACCAGUCAGACUGGAGAGCUAGUUUAAAGGUAGUUUAGCCCAGCAAGAGGAUCAGUUACGGAAUGUCCAGAAGAAUUUUUGCGUCCUAAAUGACACCCUGUUCCCUUUUAUAGUGCACUACUUUUACCUAGAGCCCCAUAGACUACUACCAAUAUGUAGUGCACUAUAAAGGGAAUGGGUUGCAAUUUGGGAUGCAGUCCCAGAAUAAUGUUUACCUUCCAGAGUCUGUCUAUUUCACUUCACUUCACUGCCUGCCGGCUUCAGGCUGUUUCAGUGUGUUGUCAGGCAACAGCAGGAGCCCAGUCUCUCUUCUGUACAGAGCUGAAAACAUCAAACAUGCAGGUCUUUGAGGUACAGUGUCUUCAGAAACUACUUAGUCGUUGUUACAGCCUGAGUUUAAAAUGGAUUACAUUGUACCCCAUAAUGUCAAAGUGGAAUUACGUUUAGACAUUUUUACAAAUUAAUACAAAAUGUAACGCUGAAAUGUCUUGAGUCAAUAAGUAUUCUACCCCUUUGUUAUGGCAAACCUAAAUAAGUUCAGGAGUAAAAAUGUGCUUAACAAAUCACGUAAUACGUUGCAUGGACUCACUCUGUGUGCAACAAUAGAGUUUAACAUGAUUUUUGAAUGACUACCUCAUCUCUGUACCCCACACAUACAAUUAUCUUUAAGGUCCCUCACUCGAGAAAGUGAAUUUCAAACACAGAUUCAACCACAAAGACCAGGGAGGUUUUCCAAUGCCUCGCAAAGAAGGGCACCUAUUGGUAGAUGGGUAAACAUUUUAAAAAGCAGACAUUGAAUAUCCCUUUGAGCAUGGUGAAGUUAUUAAUCAUACUUUGGAUGGUGUAUCAAUACACCCAGUCUCUAUAAAGAUACAGGCGUCCUUCCUAACUCAGUUGCCGGAGAGGAAGGAAACCGCUCAGGGAUUUCACCAUGAGGCCAAUGGUGACAUUAAAACAGUUACAGAGUUUAAUGGCUGUGAUAGGAGAAAACUGAGGAUGGAUCAACAACAUUGUAGUUACUCCACAAUACUAACCUAAAUCACAGAGUGAAAAGAAGGAAGCAUGUACAGAAUACAAAUAUUCCAAAAUAUGCAUCCUGUUUGCAAUAAGCCACUAAAGUAAAACUAACAAAAAAAUAGCAAAUAAAUUAACUUUAUGUCCUGAAUACAAAGCGUUAUGUUUGGGGCAAAUCCAACACAUCACUGAGUACCACUCUUCAUAUUUUCAAGCAUGUUGGUGGCUGCAUCAUGUUAUUUACAUUUACAUUUACAUUUUAGUCAUUUAGCAGACGCUCUUAUCCAGAGCGACUUACAGGAGCAAUUAGGGUUAAGUGCCUUGCUCAAGGGCACAUCGACAGAUUUUUCACCUAGUCGGCUUGGGGAUUAGAACCAGCGACCUUUCGGUUACUGGCACAACGCUCUUACCCACUAAGCCACCUGCCGCCAAUGGGUAUGCUUGUCAUCGGCAAGGACUAGGGAGUUUUUUAGGAUAAAAAGAAACGGAAUUGAGCUAAGCACAGGCAAAAUCCUAGAGGAAAACAUGGUUCAGUCUGCUUUCCAACAGACACUGGGAGACAAAAUCACCUUUCAGUGGGAAAAUAACCUAAAACACAAGGCCAAAUAUACAGUCGUGGUUAAAUGUUUUGAGAAUGACACAAGUAUUGGUCUUCACAAAGUUCGCUGCUUCAGUGUUAUGAGAUAUUUUUGUCAGAUGUUACUAUGGUAUACUGAAGUAUAAUUACAAGCAUUCCAUAAGUGUCAAAGGCUUUUAUUGACAAUUACAUUUAGUUUAUGCAAAGAGUCAAUAUUUGCAGUGUUGACCCUUCUUUUUCAAGACCUCUGCAAUCCGCCCUGGCAUGCUGUCAAUUAACUUCUGGGCCACAUCCUGAAUGAUGGCAAACCAUUCUUGCAUAAUCAAUGCUUGGAGUUUGUCAGAAUUUGUGGGUUUUUGUUUGUCCACCCGCCUCUUGAGGCCUGGUGAGUUUCCUGGCCAUGGACCCAAAAUGUAGAUGUUUUGUUCCCCGAGCCACUUAGUUAUCACUUUUGCCUUAUGGCAAGGUGCUCCAUCAUGCUGGAAAAGGCAUUGGUCGUCACCAAACUGUUCUUGGAUGGUUGGGAGAAGUUGCUCUCGGAGGAUGUGUUGGUACCAUUCUUUAUUCAUAGUGGUGUUCUUAGGAAAAAUUGUGAGUGAGCCCACUCCCUUGGCUGAGAAGCAAUCCCACACAUGAAUGGUCUCAGGAUGCUUUACUGUUGGCAUGACACAGGACUGAUGGUAGCGCUCACCUUGUCUUCUCCGGACAAGCUUUUUUCCGGAUGCCCCAAACAAUCGGAAAGGGGAUUCAUCAGAGAAAAUGACUUUACCCCAUUCCUCAGCAGUCCAAUCCCUGUACCUUUUGCAAAAUAUCAGUCUGUCCCUGAUGUUUUUCCUGGAGAGAAGUGGCUUCUUUGCUGCCUUUCUUGACACCAGGCCAUCCUCCAAAAGUCUUCGCCUCACUGUGCGUGCAGAUGCACUCACACCUGCCUGCUGCCAUUCCUGAGCAAGCUCUGCACUGAUGGUGCCCCGAUCCCGCAGCUGAAUCAACUUUAGGAGACGGUCCUGGCACUUGCUGGACUUUCUUGGGCGCCCUGACGCCUUCUUCACAACAAUUGAACCUCUCUCCUUGAAGUUCUUGAUGAUCCGAAAAAUUGUUGAUUUAAGUGCAAUCUUACUAGCAGCAAUAUCCUUGCCUGUGAAGUCCUUUUUGUGCAAAGCAAUGAUGACGGCACGUGUUUUCUUGCAGGUAACCAUGGUUAACAGAGGAAGAACAAUGAUUUCAAGCACCACCCUCCUUUCAAAGCUUCCAGUCUGUUAUUCUAACUCAAUCAGCAUGACAGAGUGAUCUCCAGCCUUGUCCUCGUCAACACUCUCACCUGUGUUAACGAGAGAAUCACUGACAUGAUGGCAGCUGGUCCUUUUGUGGCAGGGCUGAAAUGCAGUGGAAAUGUUUUUUGAGGAUUAAGUUCAUUUUCAUGGCAAAGAGGGACUUUGCAAUUAAUUGCAAUUCAUCUGAUCACUCUUCAUGACAUUCUGGGAGUAUAUGCAAAUUGCCAUCAUCAAAACUGAGGCAGCAGACUUUGUGAAAAUUAGUAUUUGUGUCAUUCUCAAAACGUUUGACCACGACUGUACACUGGAGUUGGUUACCAAGACGACAUUAAAUGUUCCUGAGUGUCCUAGUUACAGUUUUGACUUAAAUCGGUUUGAAAAUCUAUGGCAAGACUUGAAAAUGUCUGUCUAGCAAUGAUCAACAACCAACUUGACAGAGCCUGAAGCAUAAAAAAAAAAAAAAAAGUGCAAAUAUUGUACAAUCCAGGUGUGCAAAUCUCUUAGAGACUCACCCAGAAAGACUCACAGUUGUAAUCUAACAUGUAUUGACUCAGGAGUGUGAAUAUGUACAGUACCAGUCAAACGUUUGGACACACCUACUCAAUCAAGGGUUUUUCUUUAUUUUUACUAUUUUCUACAUUGUAGAAUAAAGACAUAAAAACUAUGAAAUAUCACAUAUGGAAUCAUGUGUGUGCAAAGAUGUCAUGAAGGCAAAGGGUGGCUACUUUGAAGAAUCAAAAAUAUUAAAUAUAUUUUGAUUUGUUUAACACUUUUUUUGGUUACUACAUGAUUCCAUAUAUGUUAUUUCAUAGUUUUGAUGUCUUCACUAUUAUUCUACAAUGUUGAAAAUAGUAAAAAAUAAAGAAAAACCCUUGAAUGAGUAGGUGUGUCCAAACUUUUGACUGGUACUGUACGUAAAUGAGAUAUUUCUGUAUUUCAUUUUCAAUACAUUUGCAAAAAUAAAAUAAAACCUGUUUUCAAUUUGCCAUUUUGGGGUAUUGCGUGUCGAUGGGUGAGAAUAUAUAUAUUUUUUAAUACAUUUUGAAUUCAGGCUGUAACACAACAGAAUGUGGAAUAUGUCAAGGCGUAUUGAUACUUUCUGAAGGCACUGUAGCUAGCUGUGUACUGUGAAACAAAGCGGUUUAAAUUACUUUGGUUGAUGGAAAUGCUGUACAGAACUGGAAAAGGGCCUCCAGAUAUUUAGCCAUUCUGAUGCUGACAAGGCACCAUGGGUAUAUAAAGUACAGUACAGUACCUACAGUAGGUUACACAUUGCGAUAGUACAGUACUUACAGUAGGUUACACAUUGAGCAAAGGGACAUGCAGCUGCUCUGUAUUGUCCAUUAAGAUGAAGCUUGGUGUCCAGGGCAGACUACAGUACUGGUUUGAGUCCCAAAUGGCACCCUAUUCCCUAUGGGCCCCAGUCAAAAGUAGUGCACUACAUAGGGAACAUGGUGCCAUUUGGGACGUAACCCUCCCUAGUGAUAGCGUGGAUGGAAAAUGAAAUUCAUGGCUAUUACUGCAGGGCUGGCCAAAUCACAGAUUGAACACUGCGUGGAGAGUAGUCACAGUUAGAACACUGCGUGGAGAGUAGUCACAGUUAGAACACUGAGUGGAGAGUAGUCACAGUUAGAACACUGAGUGGAGAGUAGUCACAGUUAGAACACUGAGUGGAGAGUAGUCACAGUUAGAACACUGAGUGGAGAGUAGUCACAGUUAGAACACUGAGUGGAGAGUAGUCACAGUUAGAACACUGAGUGGAGAGUAGUCACAGUUAGAACACUGAGUGGAGAGUAGUCACAGUUAGAACACUGAGUGGAGAGUAGUCACAGUUAGAACACUGAGUGGAGAGUAGUCACAGUUAGAACACUGAGUGGAGAGUAGUCACAGUUAGAACACUGAGUGGAGAGUAGUCACAGUUAGAACACUGAGUGGAGAGUAGUCACCGUUAGAACACUGAGUGGAGAGUAGUCAGUUAGAACACUGAGUGGGGAGUAGUCACAGUUAGAACACUGAGUGGAGAGUAGUCACAGUUAGAACACUGAGUGGAGAGUAGUCACAUUUAGAACACUGAGUGGGGAGUAGUCACAGUUAGAACACUGAGUGGAGAGUAGUCACAGUUAGAACACUGAGUGGAGAGUAGUCACCGUUAGAACACUGAGUGGAGCGUAGUCACAGUUAGAACACUGAGUGGAGCGUAGUCACAGUUAGAACACUGAGUGGAGAGUAGUCACAGUUAGAACACUGAGUGGAGCGUAGUCACAGUUAGAACACUGAGUGGAGAGUAGUCACAGUUAGAACACUGAGUGGAGAGUAGUCACAGUUAGAACACUGAGUGGAGAGUAGUCACAGUUAGAACACUGAGUGGAGAGUAGUCACAGUUAGAACACUGAGUGGAGCGUAGUCACAGUUAAAACACUGAGUGGAGCGUAGUCACAGUUAGAACACUGAGUGGAGCGUAGUCACAGUUAGAACACUGAGUGGAGAGUAGUCACAGUUAGAACACUGAGUGGAGAGUAGUCACAGUUAGAACACUGAGUGGAGCGUAGUCACAGUUAGAACACUGAGUGGAGAGUAGUCACAGUUAGAACACUGAGUGGAGAGUAGUCACAGUUAGAACACUGAGUGGAGCGUAGUCACAGUUAGAACACUGAGUGGAGCGUAGUCACAGUUAGCCUGGUACUUCUGCUAACUGAGUAUUGAGUGGUGGUUGCUAACAUGUUAUCAACACGUUAUUGAAGGUUUUAUUGAACACAACAUUUGACAAUAUAUUCCCCAUCUUUCAUGGGCUUACAUGAAGUAACCUUUUGGUAUCUUUUUCCGUAGUUCUGUGAGUUACUGUAGCUAUGAUAUGCUUAAUCAAGCCUUUCCCCAUGAUAAUGCUCCAGUCUAGUGCAAUCAUGUUCCCCUCAUUAUAUCCCUAUGGCCUGCAGAUACAGGAGACUAGGCAGCAAGCCACCUUAACACUGUUGUAGGGUACAUAGCCAUUGGUCUUACAGCAGCCAGCAAUCAGAACUGCUUAGCCAGCAUAGUUAGCAGCUGAACAGAACAGACGUUCAGUACAAAGUGUCUGUUCAGAUCCAGGUCCAGCUGGCUUCCAUUGCAGUGUGUCCUUGUACUAGAGAUAUAAUGACUAGAACAGACAUUUCUAUUCAAGUCAAUGUUCAGUAAUGGGUGGACCAGCAGCCAUAUUGAGUAUCAUUCUAUUUUCAGAUUAUAAACACACACACACACAAACAAACACACUCCGUCAGGUUCUCAGAAUGAAAAUAGGACUGAUUGAAGUGGAGGUGGAGCACUUUGGGGUCCUCUGUGUUACUCUCUGUUCCUGGGUACUCUGGGGUCCUCUGUGUUACUCUCUGUUACUGGGCACUCUGGGGUCCUCUGUGUUACUCUCUGUUACUGGGCAGUUUGGGGUCCUCUGUGUUACUCUCUGUUCCUGGGUACUAUGGGGUCCUCUGUGUUACUCUCUGUUACUGGGCACUCUGGGGUCCUCUGUGUUACUCUCUGUUACUGGGCACUCUGGGGUCCUCUGUGUUACUGGGCACUUUGGGGUCAUUGGUGUUACUCUCUGUUACUGGGCACUCUGGGGUCCUCUGUGUUACUCUCUGUUACUGGGCACUCUGGGGUCCUCUGUGUUACUCUCUGUUACUGGGCACUCUGGGGUCCUCUGUGUUACUCUCUGUUUCUGGGCACUCUGGGGUCCUCUGUGUUACUGGGCACUCUGGGGUCCUCUGUGUUACUCUCUGUUCCUGGGCACUCUGGGGUCCUCUGUGUUACUCUCUGUUCACUGAGAGCCCAACAGUGUGCGCUGAGAGUGUAAUUAAGCCAGGGCCGGAGAGACACAGAGAGCCACAGAGGUCACUGUGGGAUAGACGCAGCUCGCAGUUCACCUCCCACGCUGCUCAGCAGAGAGACAGAGUAUUAGACUGAAGACUGUAGCAGCAAUUAACACGUUAGUCUACAGCAGGGGUCUUCAAUGCGUUGCUCAUGAGUGACCAGUGGCUCGCGUGCUGUUAAUGAGUUGUUCACAUCUAGAUUCUGAAAAAUAAUGAGUAGCCUCAUAUUACAUAAUUAGACCAUUAUUGCACCUACAGUACACAAUAUAAUAAUACAUCUAAGUUCUAGUUACAGUACAGACUUAUCCGUUAGAAUACAGGCUAAAGGUAUGUUUUGUGUUUUAGAUCCACUUCCGAUAAAGUUGUUUGUUUCUCUCAGGUUGACCAUAGUUGACUGGCUGUAAUCAGUGGUGAGCCAACCAUGUCUCUCCAGUCCAGUCCAGUCAUGGUCCUUACUCCCACACCAAUCUAUCAGCUACCACCUCACUGAGCCCUGUAGAUGUGUCUUGCUGUAUUCUGUGGUCACUCACCAGAAAUUCGAGCAGAAAUUAGACUUCCUUGACCCUUGAUCCUUUGUUUGAACUUCCCAACUUCCCAGAAGUAGCUGUACGCACCAAAACGCCGAUGCUGUGGAAGAUGUAGAAGGAGCGGGCCUUAGACAAACUCAACACCAUCCACCGCUUCCGAGUAUAUUACUCGCUAACGUUCAGUCCUUGGACAAUAAAGUAGACAAGCUCAGGAUGAGGAUUUCCUUCCAGAGACAUCAGGGACUGUAACAUUACUCUGUUUUACGGAAUCAUGGCUCUCUCUAGAUAUAUAUUGUCCCUGUCCAUUCAGCCAGCGGGGUUCUCCGUCCUUUCGCACUGACAGGAAGAAAGAACUCUCUGGGAAGAAGAAAGGCGGAGGGGUUUGUUUCAUGAUUAACAACUCAUGGUGUGAUUGUGGUAACGUACAGGAACUCAAGUCCUUUUGUUCUCCCGAUCUGGAAUAUCUCACCAUCAAAUGCCUUACCACCCGAGAUCAUUUUCUUCGGUCACCGUCACUGCCGUGUAUAUUCCCCCCCAAGCCGACACCGCGACAGCCCUCAAGGAACUACACUGGACUAUGUGCAAACUGGAAACCGCGUAUCCUGAGGCUGCAUUUAUUGUAGCUGGGAACAUUAAUAAAGGAAAUCUGAGGAAAACGCUACCGAAACAUAUCUCAACAUGGACCCAUGCGCAUCACGGACCCUGGAUCAUUGCUACUCUCCUUUCUGGGACGACUACAAGGCCCUCCCCCACCCUCCCUUUAGCAAAUCAAAUCACUCCUUCAUUCUGCUCCUCCCCACCUAUAGGCAGAAACUUAAACAGGAAGCUUCCGUGGUAAGGACGGUUCAACGUUGGUCUGAACAAUCGGAAUCUAUGCUUCAAGAUUGUUUUGAUCACGCGGACUGUAACAUUUUCCGGGUUGCCGCUGAGAAAAGUAUCGACGUAUACACUGACUCGGUGACGGGGUUCAUCAGGAAGUGCAUAGAGGAUGUUGUUCCCACUGUGACGAUUAUAACUUAUCCAAACCAUAGAUGGCAGCAUUCACGCAAAACUGAAAGCGCAAACCACCGCAUUUAACCAUGCCAAGGUGACUGGGAACAUGGAUGUGUACAAACAGACCAGCUACGACCUCCGUAAGGCAAUUAGAGGCAAAACAACAGUACAGGGACAAAGUCCCAAUUCAACGGCUCAGACACGAGACGUAUGUGGCAGGGACUCCAGACAGUCACGGAUUAUAAAGGGAAACCCAGCCACGUCGUCGACACAGACGCCUUGCUCCCGGACUAGAUAAACACCUUCCCCCGCUUCGAGGAAAAUAACAUUGUGCUGCCGACGCUUAUGAGGACUGUGUGCUCUCGUUCUCUGUGGCCUGCAUGAGUAAGUCGUUUAAGCAUGUUAACCCUCGCAAGGCUGCCGGCCCAGACGGCAUCCCAAGCCGCGUCCUCAGAGCAUGUGCAGACCAGCUGGCUGGAGAUUUGACGGACAUAUUCAAUCUCUCCGUAUCCCAGUCUGUUGUCCCCACUUGCUUCAAGAUGUCCACCAUUGUUUCUGUACCCAAGAAAGCAAAGGUAACUUAACUAAAUGACUAUCGCCCCGUAGCACUCACUUCUGUCAUUAUGAAGUCAUUAUGAAGUGCUUUGAGAGACUAGUUCAGGACCAUAUCACCUCCACCUUAACCAACACCCUAGACCCAGUACAAUUCGUGAGCAAGCCCUCUGUGUCCAAAUCACUAAGGACCUAAAAUGGUCCACAUGCGCACAGUCAUAAAGAAGGCGCGUAAGCGCCUCUUCCCCCUCAGGAGGUUGAAAAACAUUUGGCAUGGGCCCUAAAAUCCUCAAAAAGUUCUACAGCUGUACCAUUGACAGCAUCUUGACAUCUUGACUGGCUGCAUCGUUGCUUGGUAUGGUAAUAGCACCGCCCUCUAUCGCAUGGCGCUACAGAGGUUGGUGCGGACAGCCCAGUACACUGGGGCCGAGCUCCCUGCCAUCCAGGACCUCUAUAUCAAGUGGUGUGAAAGGAAGACCCGGAAAAUCAUUCAAGACUCCAACCACCGAAGCCAUAGACUGUUCACUCUGCUUCCGCACGGCAAGUGGUACCGGUGCAUCAAGUCUGACACCAACAGGACCCUGAACAGCUUUUAUCCCCAAGCCAUAAGACAGCUAAAUAGUUAACUAAAUAGCUAACUAAAUGGCUACACAGACUAAGUUGACCCUUGUAUUGUAUUACAUUUUUGCACUGUCUCUAUGCACACUCACACUGUCACUCCAACACAUAAACACUCACUUCAUAAUUAGCUCACACACACAUAAUAUGCACAUACUGUACAUUUAUACUGAUUCUAGAUACACACACACCCACUCACAUACAAUCAUCAUAUACGAUGCUGCUACUCUGUUUAUCAUAUAUCCUGAUGCCUAGUCACUUUACCCCUAUACAUAUCUACCUCUAUCACUCCAGUAUCCCUGCACAUUGUUAAUAUGGUACUGGAACUGACCCUGUAUAUAGUCACCUUACCCCUAUACAUAUCUACCUCCAUCACUCCAGUAUCCCUGCACAUUGUUAAUAUGGUACUGGAACUGACCCUGUAUAUAGUCGCCUUACCCCCUAUACAUAUCUACCUCUAUCACUCCAGUAUCCCUGCACAUUGUUAAUAUGGUACUGGAACUGACCCUGUAUAUAGUCACCUGACCCUGUAUAUAGUCACCUGACCCUGUAUAUAGUCACCUGACCCUGUAUAUAGUCACCUGACCCUGUAUAUAGUCACCUGACCCUGUAUAUAGUAUACUUACUUACUUUCUUCUUAUUUCUUGUUUAUAUUUUGUUUUGUUCUACCAUAUGUUAUUUUUUAGUAUUACAUUGUUAUUGAUUACUGCAUUGUUGGGUUUAGAGCUUGCAAGAAAGGCAUUUCACCUCAGCCACUUGCAAAUUAAUUACUUAAAAAUCAUACAAUGUGAUUUUCUGGAUUUUUGUUUUAGAUUCCGUCUUUCACAAUUGAAGUGUACCUAUGAUAAAAAUUACAGACCUCUACAUGCUUUGUAAGUAGGAAAACCUGCAAAAUCGGCAGUGUAUCAAAUACUUGUUCUCCUCACUGUAUAUAUAUUUAUAUUCUGGUCUCUGACAUUGCUCGUUCUUGAUAUUUCUUAAUAUGUUUCUUUUUCUGGAUUCUGUGUGUAUUGACUUGUUAUAUUGUUUUUAUUGCUAGGUAUUACUGUACCUAGAAACACAAGCAUUUCCCUGCACCUGCGAUAACAUCUGUAAAUCUGUGACCAAUAAAAUGUGAUUUGAUUAAUUUUCUUUCUCCUCCUGCUCUGUCAUGUGAUCUAUCCAGCCUGUGAUCUAUCCUGUGAUCUAUCCAGCCUGUGAUCUAUCCAGCCUGUGAUCUAUCCAGCCUGUGAUCUAUCCAGCCUGUGAUCUAUCCAGCCUGUGAUCUAUCCAGCCUGUGAUCUAUCCAGCCUGUGAUCUAUCCAGCCUGUGUCUCUCCAGCCUGUGUCUCUCCAGCCUGUGAUCUAUCCAGCCUGUGGUCUAUCCAGCCUGUGAUCUAUCCAGCCUGUGAUCUAUCCAGCCUGUGAUCUAUCCAGCCUGUGAUCUAUCCAGCCUGUGAUCUAUCCAGCCUGUGAUCUAUCCAGCCUGUGAUCUAUCCAGCCUGUGAUCUAUCCAGCCUGUGGUCUAUCCAGCCUGUGAUCUAUCCAGCCUGUGAUCUCUCCAGCCUGUGUCUCUCCAGCCUGUGUCUCUCCAGCCUGUGUCUCUCCAGCCUGUGUCUCUCACAGCGGCUCCAAGGGGAGAGUUGAUCCUAUUAUUGCGUCUGGAGCCAGAGCUUCCCCACCUACCUCUCCCUCCCACUGUUGCGUCUGGAGCCAGAGCUUCCCCACCUACCUCUCCCUCCCACUGUUGCUAGUGCACCUAGCAGGUGCUGCUGUAAUUUGCAGAGUUAAAUUAUGCAGAUAAUACCCAGCCCAGGUAGCUCAUUUGGAUGGCCAGGCGAUUAAUCCUGGAGACGGAGAGGAGAGCUGCAGAACCCACACAGUCUCUCACCUCGCUCCUUCCUCAUCUCCACUGCUGUCCUUCUACCUUCUCUCCUAGCCCCCUGACGGCUUCCGCCCCGUGCCCUCAUCCGCCUCACUCUGCCUCUCUCCACCUGCACAGUCUCCCUCGCUCCACCUCCAUCAUUGCGAGCCCCUCCUCUCUCCUUGAGGGAAGGAACCGCCCUCCUCCCUCGACCGCGUCCUUCUCCUUCCCAGGAUCAACCCCGUCGACCUCUCUCAUCUCCCUCCCCUAUCUCCUCUCCUCCUCCCUCUCUUCCCCCUCUUCCCUCUCUUUUCUCCUUCCCUCCCUCUCUCCUUCCCUCUCUCUCUCCUUCCCUCGCUUUCUCCAUCCCUCUCUCUCUCCUUCCCUCUCUCUCUCCUUCCCCUCCCUCCCUCCCUCCUCUUACCUUACACACAAGCCUUAGAACAGCACCACUCCCUGCCCCACGCUGCUCUGUGCUGUCAGCGCUGUCCGUCAAACACAGACUGCUCCCUCCUCUAUCUCUCUCACCCUCCCUUGUUCGCCUGCCUGCCUAUACCUACAAUCCUUAGAGCAGUAACACUCUCUGCUCCCUCCCUCCUUUGUCUGCUUACUGAUACCUAAAUUGUUAGAAUAGCACCACUCCCUGCCUCUCUCUCUCUCUCGCUCUCGCUCCCUCCCUCUCUCAUCCCUCCUUUCCCCUCUUGUUCACCUGUCUACCUACAAUACUUAGAGCAGCACAACUCACUGCCUCAAUAUCUAAGAACAAAAGCCUUCUACAAAUCAUACCUGCACCUAUAGAUCUCUUGGUUACUUGUUAUUCAGAGCUGAGGUCCCUUGGCUAUUUUGGGGGCUGUUGCUUUUACCAGGUUACUUGUUGUGUAACCAGUAGUGUUUGGUGCAGUAACCUCAAGGUCCUCAGACUGAUAUAUAAAUGCGACAGAGUGUUGGUGUGUUUUCCCAAGGCUCAGGUAAAAAGGUCCUCAGACUGAUAUAUAAAUGCGACAGAGUGUUGGUGUGUUUUCCCAAGGCUCAGGUAAAAAGGUCCUCAGACUGAUACAUAAAUGCGACAGAGCGUUGGUGUGUUUUCCCAAGGCUCAGGUAAAAAGGUCCUCAGACUGAUACAUAAAUGCGACAGAGUGUUGGUGUGUUUUCCCAAGGCUCAGGUAAAAAGGUCCUCAGACUGAUACAUAAAUGCGACAGAGUGUUGGUGUGUUUUCCCAAGGCUCAGGUAAAAAGGUCCUCAGAUUUAUGCAAAAACAUGACAGUGUUUGUUUUGUGUUUGUGUUUCUCCAGGUGCCAGCCUUCCCAAGCCAACAGUAAAAACAGCGUCUCUGGGGCAAGCUGGCAAGGCCAGAUCACCACUACUACCCGUCUCCGUGCCAACAGCCCCCGAGGUGGGUGAAGAGGGCCAGAAACAGCCAGAAGACUCAGCCAAUGUGAGUAACCACUCCUUUCAGUGCGAUCGGGCGCUCACGAUCACACUCUAA
This is a messenger RNA of Coregonus sp. 'balchen', 14435 nucleotides long. Lineage: Eukaryota; Metazoa; Chordata; Actinopteri; Salmoniformes; Salmonidae. The record is from the annotation of a GenBank genome assembly.